Oncorhynchus nerka (sockeye salmon) is the source of this 11463-nucleotide messenger RNA. It is a transcript of the gene otog, whose product is annotated as otogelin. Gene Ontology annotation, molecular function: protein binding; alpha-L-arabinofuranosidase activity. Gene Ontology annotation, biological process: L-arabinose metabolic process. The record is from RefSeq and is a predicted model, not a curated record. Gene Ontology annotation, cellular component: extracellular matrix. Lineage: Eukaryota; Metazoa; Chordata; Actinopteri; Salmoniformes; Salmonidae.
AUGCUCAAACAGCUGCUGAGUCUGGCGAGCAGGACUCUGGUCAAGUCAGGACAGGCUCAUACAGCUGCUGAGUCUGGCGAGCAGGACUCUGGUCAAGAACUUCAUAGAACUGCAGAUACAUUAGCAACCAAUGCAUCACUAGCCAACACGUCAACCAACGUCUCCUCAGUUCACUCAUCUUCAUCCAGCUCUUCGUCCGUCAACCAAUCAUCCGUCAAGUCAUCUUCAGUUGGCAGAUCUUCAGUCCACCACUUCAACACAACUGUAGUGGAUUCAUCUUCAGACUCAAAGGAAGCACUGAGGUCAUCAGUAGGCCUGCGUAGGCCAACAGAUCCCUGUUCGUUUCCUUGUCUGAAUGGAGGUCAGUGUGUCCAUCCUGAGUCAUGUGACUGCAGUUUAUAUCAAGCUACUGGAACACGAUGCCAAACAGUUCCUAACCCAGGAUUUGAGAGGGAGAUGGCGUGUCGGUCGUGGGGCCAGUAUAACUACGAGACGUUUGAUGGGCUGUACUAUCACUUUCCUGGGAGAUGUAUCUACACUCUGCUGAGAGACUGUGAAGACACCAGCCAGGCCAGCAUUCUCAUACAGGUCCACAAUGACCCAGACUGCCGCUCGUCUCCCUACUCCUGCACGCGGUCAGUUAGUCUCUUCCUGCCCUGGGAAGGAGAGAUCAGGUUGCACAGGUCCAAAGUUACCUUCAAGGGACAGAGUGUCCAGCUGCCUCACCACAUCCAUGACGUGGAGCUGGAGAGGAUCUCCCGCUAUGUCUUGGUGACCCAGCAACAUGGCUUCACCCUGGCCUGGGACGGACACAGUGGCUCUGUCUACAUCAAGCUGAGCCCAGAGUGGGUGGGCAGGACCUGCGGUCUGUGUGGCAACUUCAACGCAGACGUACAGGAUGACCUGAAGACCAGCUACGGUGUGGUGACGGAGGACCUGUCCAUGUUUGGGAACAGCUGGGUGGAGGAGGAGCUUCACCAGGUCAGGUGUCCCAUGGUGCCCUUCAUGUUCCCCUCGCCCUGCGCCUCAGGUGACCCACACAUACUACUGAAAGUGGAGGAGGUGUGUGCAAUGCUUCUGGAGGAACCAUUUACAGGCUGUCAUGAGUUUGUCAGUCCUCUGUCUUACAUGGCUAGCUGCUCCAACGACCUCUGUCUGUCGGGUCCCAACGGUGAUGUGGUAUGCCAGGUGUUCACGGAGUAUGCCCGGGCCUGUGCCCACGCCGACCACCCACUGACGGACUGGAGGACUCACAUACCACAGUGUGCGAUGCCGUGCCCUCCAGGUCUGCAGUAUAAGGAGUGCAUCACCUGCUGCCCUGUGUCCUGUAACGUGGACAGAAUGUGUAUUGACAACAAGCUGCAGUGUCUAGACGGAUGCUACUGUCCCGACGACCUGAUCUAUGAGGAGGGAAGUUGUGUGAAGGCCUCAGACUGUCCCUGUGAAUACCACGGCAUGGUCUACCCCUCUGGACAGACAGUUCAGGAGGAGUGUAACAACUGCACGUGUGUGGGGGGAGUGUGGAACUGCACAGAGUACAGCUGCCCAGGAGAGUGCUCUGUGACUGGGGACAUGUACUUCCACUCGUUUGACGGCAGGAUAUUCACCUUCCCAGCUUCCUGUCAGUAUGUCCUGGCUAAGAGUCGUAACUCAGGGAAGUUCACUGUCACCAUUCAGAACGCCCCGUGUGGAACCCAUUUGGACGGGUCUUGUAUCCAAUCAGUCAGCCUGGUCAUAGACGAGGACCCACGGACUGAGAUCACACUGACUCACCUAGGAGAGGUCUUCAUGGCAGGACAGUACCGCAUCUCUCUGCCCUAUUCAGACGAGGUGUUCCACAUCCAGGAGCUGUCCUCCAUGUACCUGCAGGUGCGUACUGCUUUGGGUCUGCAUCUGCAGUACAGCUGGAGGGAGUUCCGUCUCUACCUGCAGGUGGAUGAGCUGUGGAAGGGCGACACGGUGGGGCUCUGUGGAACCUUCAACGGAAACAUCCAGGACGACUUCCUGUCCCCGUCUGGUAUGAUAGAGAGCACCCCUCACCUGUUUGGCAACGCAUGGAGGGUAUCCUCUGCCUGUGUCCCCAGCCAGAGUGUUCCCCAGCUUGACCCAUGUGACACCCAUCAGCAAGCAGCAUCCUACGCCUCUGAGAUGUGUGACAUCCUGAACCAGGAGUUGUUCUCAGGGUGUCAUGAGUACCUGAGUCCGGUGCCCUUUCACCAACAGUGUAAAGCAGACACCUGUAAGUGUGGCCAGCCCUGCCUCUGCUCUUCCCUGGCCCACUAUGCUAGACAGUGCAGGAAGUACUCUGUCAUCACGGAGUUCAGAGCCAGCGUACCUGACUGUGGUGAGUACUGUGGUCUGGCCCUGGAUUUACUUUCAGUCAUUAUUGACUGUCAGUAUAUAUCCGCCCUGUCCACGCAGCAGCACUGUGGAGAGGAGUGUGAGGAGGGCUGUGUGUGUCCACACGGCACCUUCUACAGCACACACACACACACCUGUGUGCCCAGGAGCUCCUGUCCCUGUAGUUUCCUGGGGGCGGACUAUGCUCCAGGCGAUGUGAUCAUGACAUCAGCAGGUGUACAAAUUUGCCAAGAUGGCAAGCUAGUUUCCCAAAGUCCUGCCACUGACCAACAGUGUCCGCUGGGUCAGAUGUACCUGGACUGUACUGAGGGGCUGGAGGGGCUGAAGGCUAUAGAUGGGAUCAGCCUGGGAAGAGGACUGGGCUGUGAACACACCUGUGAAUCCCACCUGCUCAACCUCACCUGUUCAGCUCAUGAACCGUGCAUACCUGGCUGUGUCUGUCCCCCUGGAUUGCUGAAACAUGGCGAUGAGUGUUUUGAGCCUGACGCCUGCCCCUGCCUCUGGAAGGGGAAAGAGUACUAUCCAGGAGAUAGAGUCACCUCCCCCUGUCAUCAAUGUGUCUGCCAGCAUGGAACAUUCCAGUGUGUGUUCCGUCCGUGUCCGUCCAUGUGCACAGCCUACGGGGACCGGCACUACAGGACCUUUGAUGGUCUACUGUUUGACUACGUUGGAGUGUGUAAAGUCUACCUAGUAAAGAGCAGUGCUGAUCUGAUGAUGAGUGUACUGUCUGAGAACGUGGACUGUUACGACAGCGGCGUCAUCUGCAGGAAAUCUCUACUCAUCAACAUUGGUAGAUCUUUCAUUGCGUUCGUCGACAGUGGCAAACCAAACCCGUCCAGUGUGAUCGACUGGAGGCAGGAGGUGUUCAUAUGGAGCGCUGGGCUCUUCACCGUGGUCCACGUUCCCGAGGAGGACCUGACCGUGCUCUGGGAUCGCAAGACCACUGUCCACAUCCAGGCUGGACCACGCUGGCAGGGCAAACUGAGCGGUCUGUGUGGGAACUUUGACCUGAGGACGGUCAAUGAGAUGAGGACACCAGAGAACAUAGACUCUGCCACGCCUCAGGAGUUUGGCAACAGCUGGACGGCAGCUGAGUGUGUUAACAGCCCAGACAUCAGACACCCCUGCAGUCUGAACCCCCUGAGGGAGCCGUUCUCCAAGAGGCAGUGUGGAGUCCUGCUCAGCGAGGUCUUCCUGGUCUGCCACCCGGUGGUGGACGUGACAUGGUUUAGGAACUGCCUGGCUGAAUGCGGCUGUAGUCGUAUGGGGACUGUGUGUUUCUGUACCAGGCUGUGGUUAGCCUACGCCCACCGAUGCUGUCACCAAGGUGUCACCGUGGACUGUGAUCCCCGUCGAUCUGCCGCCUACGAUUGUGAAUACUACAACAAAGUUCUGGGUAAAGGCCCCUACAGGCUGGUGACCUACAGGGAGAGGGACACGGUGCUGGCAGCCAACAGGUCCAGUGGGACAUUGUUCCCUAAGAAAGGAGACCCUGCUGCGGCUGGCUUCCUGUCCCUCUUCAUGAUGACCCCUGGGCUCAGCAGAGCGCGUCCGCACGACACGUCCUUGGUGUCGUUCGAGGCGUCCGAUCGGCCCAACUACUUCCUGGCUGUGGACAGCAGCGGCCAUCUCACGCUGACCAAGUGGGAGGAGAGUGAAGCAUUCUGGGCCGCGGCUACCUUCAUGCUGCACCGUGACACCUGGAUCCAGGGUUAUGAUUCUCUGGAGGCUUUGGCCAGACCGGGAUUCUUCCUCCACUACAUGCUGUCCUGGAUUCACCUCAUGAAGUACAAACACACGGACGGAUUCCGCAAGGCCACGCUCUUCAAACUGACAGGCCCUGGUCCAGACACCCCUACGGGUCCUAAGUGCCAGUGGAGGUAUGAUUCGUGUGUCAGUCCCUGCUUCAGGACCUGCAGUGACCCCUCGGGGGAGGCAUGUGGCACCGUUCCAAAAGUGGAGGGAUGUCUGCCUCUGUGUCCUGGUCACAUGGUGCUGGAUGAGGUCACUCAGAGAUGUGUCCAUGUUGAAGACUGCAUUAAGCCACCAGUUGCUGUGCAGCCCAUUACUACUGACAGCAGUGUUGAGUCAACACCUGCAGCUGUCACUCCUUCAGCCACCACAACCACCACUAGGAGCAGCCCGGCUAGCCCAGGCCUCUCCACAGCACGCUCCACCCCGGGUCCCCCUGUCCCCCUCACCACCACUUCCAUCCAGCCUCCCUACACCACCCCUUCAGACACAGUCCCCACUACUGCAGCCACCACCACCAUUCCUAUUGUCUCAACUUCUGCUUUGGAUGCUCUGACCACCUCUGCUAAGGUUCCGACCACAGUGACCGAUAAGGUGGUUCUGCCCAGCACCUCUUCAGCCGUACCGGCUCCAGAGGGAACCAGUGCAGCAGCAACACACUCAACUCCAUCCCUGGCCACCUCAGUAAGACCUGAGGUGGUGGAGGUUGUAUCUACAGUGAAGACAUCUCCGUCCUUACCCUCCACUACAGAAGGCAGUACAGAGAGGACGACCAGGGCCCCCAGCUUCACACCCAGCCCCCUAGGCCCCAGCACAGAGAGGACCAGCCAGGUCCCCUUCUCUAUCACAGCUCUGUUCUGGCUCACGUCCUCCACCACCAGGCCCUCUCUACGCCCAGGGCCUACAGACACCACAUUCACCAGCCCCCCUCCAUCCACUACCAUGGGCCCCUGGAUAAGCUCCACCGUGGGGCCUACUCAGACCAGCGCCCUGCCUGCAGUACCAGUCACCCCCACCAGUGUGACCACCAAGGCCACCACACGUCCUGGAGACACAGGGACUCCAGUCUCAACCACCUCUAGUCCACGUCCAAUCACAGUCUCAGAGACACCCGGGGACACAGCUUUGACUACAACUAGGACUACAACUAGGACUACAACCAGGACUACAACUAGGACUACAACCAGGACUACAGCUUCUAUAACCACCCUUGGUGCACCCACAGAGACAAGCACAAAGCCUGUAACUGUGGAGACAACCGAGCCAUCAACAAUCAAAGUCCUCUCUCCUGGUGUAUCGACUACAGCCGAUACUACAGUACCCUCUCUCUCACCGACCUCCACCGUUCACACCGUAACAACAACAAUACCACCACCACCAGAACCCACUUCAAAACCCAGCACAGUAUCAACCUCACCAGUCACCCCUUUCACUACUCUCAGAACCACACCGUCCACACGCCCGAAGACAACGCCACCACUUGUUUUCCCGGCAACCACAGAGAAGACCGUUCACGCCUCCCCGACAGAGCUGAGGACAUCCACAACUCCAGUUCCUGAGCUACCGACUACCACCGCUGUUCCCAUGCCAACGACAACAACAAUAUCAACCGGCCCUACCUCAGAACAGCCGGCGACAACCAAGAAAACGACGAGAGCACCGGUCUCAACGGCAACAGCAGAACCCUUGGUAACGACCCGUAUAACCAUGACACCGGCUGUAGUCACACCUGUGAUUGUCAUAGACACGGUAACAACAUCUCAACUGACAACAACACCUACGGCCUACACUGAAAGGACCUCUUGGUCUGGCGUUGUUUCAACCACAGAGAGAACCACAGAACACACAACCACAACCGCACACCCGACUGAAGCUGUGGACUGGAGACUGACCACUACUACCGGUCCCCCGACAACAACGACCACCAAACCUCCAGACCUUCUGGUAACGACCACAGAGUCCCCCAAGAUCACCUUCACCUCUCCUUCCAUCUCGACCACAACAGAGGCAGUGGUCCCAACCACAACCACAUUACCUGUAUCACCGGUGUCACACACAGAGACCACCACGACCACCUUCACCUCUCCUUCCAUCUCGACCACAACAGAAGCAGUGGUCCCAACCACAACCACAUUACCUGUAUCACCGGUGUCACACACAGAGACCACCACGACCGUGCCAGGUCCACCAGUGGCUGUAGGGACCGUAACGACCCAGCACCCCACCACACUGAAGACCACGAAGCCUUGGAGGCCCCCCCACAGCGAAACCUCCACCACUCCUUCUAGCCUUGUCUCUAGCACAGAGAGGGUGACCACACCUGAGGUCCCAGUGAAACCUGCGGUCAGCACAGAAGUAGACGUCUCUCCACACCAAGUCUUCUCCACUACCACCACUGACACACUUCACCACGUUGCUUCAUCUACAGUGCCAGGCGUCACCACCACAACCUCAGUUACCAUGACGACCACUGCCAAAACCACCACAGCUCCGCCCGAGACUUCAACUGGCGCAGUUUCAACCUCCAGGACGGAGAGACCUCCUGCGACACAUGAACCCCUGGCCAUGCCUGGUGUACCUGGGGAACCAGCAUUACCUCUCACCACAACGGUCCCUACGACAACUGUCCCACCUUUACCUGGAGUCCAUACAACCACCAUCACACCUGUACCUGGUGUCCCAGUGACCACUGUCCCACCUUUACCUGGUGUCCAUACGACCACCAUCACACCUGUACCUGGUGUCCCAGUGACCACUGUCCCACCUUUACCUGGUGUCCAUACGACCACCAUCACACCUGUACCUGGUGUCCCAGUGACCACUGUCCCACCUUUACCUGGUGUCCAUACGACCACCAUCACACCUGUACCUGGUGUCCCAGUGACCACUGCCAUCAGCCCAGUGACCAUCAGACCGCUAACAGAGACUACUAGCGUUCCUCCCGAUACAGGAAGGGUGGAAGUAUUGUCUACUACUUCCACAACAACUACACAAGAACCAACUUCUUCCUGGUCUGGUCCAGUAACCACAAGCAGGUCCUCCACCUCCACCACGUCAGUCCCCAGACCCACUAGCCACCUAGAGAGAGUCACUACCAGAGUGGUUCCUACUUCUAAAGUGGUCUCCAAGACCACCCACAGACCAAUGACAACAACACGCAGGACAACAACAGGCAGGGUUCCCGUGACGACGUCCAGAACUGCCACAACGGUGAGGUCCACCGCCAGACCGAGCACUGUUAGGGCAACUGUAGAUACAAGAACUCUGGGAGUUCCAGGGGUUCCGACAGCGACGACCAGACCCGGUCCUCCUACGGUCGCUCCUCCUAGCCUGGUCACAGCUACCGUCUCAGAGGUUGUUCCAACCACGACCGUUCGUACCACGACCAAACCAGUCACCACUGCCAGAACCACAGAAUAUGCAGCAGGCGUUAGCAGCUCCGCUGCCCCGACCGGCACUGGCACAACCACAUCCACUUCUGUUUCCGUUCCCAGCCUGACCACGGUCACAGAAUCUACCGCCGUCCCCACAGGACCCACUGGCACGACCACAUCCGCUUCUGUUUCCGUUCCCAGCCUGACCACGGUCACAGAACCUACCGCCGUCCCCACAGGACCCACAGGAGCGACCGCAGAACCAUCCACAUCCACCACUACUACACCAGAAGGAAUAGUACCAUCCACCACUAGAGAGACAGGGGAUACUCCAGCAUUCACAGAGAGCACAACCAGAAUGACUCCUUCGCCUGACCUGCUGACCUCUACAGAGGUCUCAGGCACUCCAGGGGUCACACCAAAGGUCACGCCAAAGGUCACACCAGAUGUGCCAGCAGCUCCCUCAGUACCCGCCUUGCCCCCCACGGCCACCCCGACCUCCACCCCAGAGCCAGAGAGGGUGGACGGCGUAGACUCCACUACACAAAAGACUCCAUCACCACCACCUGUGUCUCCGUACACCACAUCAGAGACAACCGCGUCACCAUCACCUGUGUCUCCGUACACCACAUCAGAGACAACCGCGUCACCAUCACCUGUGUCUCCGUACACCACAUCAGAGACAACCGCGUCACCAUCACCUGUGUCUCCGUACACCACAUCAGAGACAACCGCGUCACCAUCACCUGUGUCUCCGUACACCACAUCAGAGACAACCGCGUCACCAACGGCAGUAUCGCCAUAUACCACGACAGAGCGUGUUGGAACUACGGCAGAGGUUACUACAUCCAUGGCAGUGUCCUCAACUAGGAUGUGCUCAAUGCGGCUCAAUGUAGGCUCCAUUUGGCUCAAUGUAGGCUCAAUGGGACUCAAUGUAGGCUCCAUGGCGCUCAAUGUAGGCUCCAUGGCGCUCAAUGUAGGCUCCAUGGCGCUCAAUGUAGGCUCCAUGGAGCUCAAUGUGGGCUCCAUGGGGCUCAAUGUGGGCUCCCUGAGGCUCAAUCCUCCCUAUUCAGAGAUCAUAGAUGAGUGUACCAAGUUCCUCUGUGUGAGCGGCCAGCUGGUCCGAUUCAACAUGUCCCAGAACUGUCUGUAUAACUCCACCCCUCCUAACUGCGGUCUGCUCGGCUUCGCCAUCCUGGUCAACGGGGACAAGUGCUGCCCACAGUGGGACUGCCCAUGUCGCUGCUCAGUGUUCCCUGACCUGAACGUGAUCACGUUUGAUGGUAACAGCGUGGCCAUCUACAAGGCUACCUCCUACAUUGUGACCCAGCUGCCCAGUGAGACCGUGAGCAUCGUGGUCCAGGAAUGCCCCGCUGACUCCGACACGCUGCUGUGGAAUUUCACCAACCUGUGUCUAGUGGUUUUGAACAUUACCCACAAGUCCAACCACCUGGUCAUCAACAGACUGCAGAGGAGGCUGUAUGUGAACUCGAGGUACGCCAAGCCGAGGUUCAAGAAGUUUGGCUUUGAGAUCCUGGACACCGGCAACAUGUAUCUGAUCCGUACGCCAGCGGGCCUGAAGCUGCAGUGGUUCCACAGCACGGGCAUGUUGGUCAUCGAGACAGAGAGCUACAACAGCAAACUGCCCACCAUGGGCCUCUGUGGUUGCUGUGAUGGUAACCCGGCCAACGACCUGAUGCUGUCGAAUGGGACGACAGUCGGGGAGAGCGAGGACCCAGCGGUGUUCAUCGACAGCUGGCAGGUCCCCAACACCACUAGUUACAUCAGCCACAGCCGGCGCAGAGAAGUCAACUGUUCCACCAGCGACUGUUCCCAGUGUAUGACCAUGCUGCGAAACACCUCCUUCAGCCCGUGCCAUGCUUUUGUUCCUCCCAGUACGUUCUGUGAGGUGUGGAUACGUGAUGCGGAGUACGUCAACAACCCGUGUGUAGCGCUGGCUGCCUACGUGGCAUCUUGUCACAAGUUCAACGUCUGCAUGGAGUGGAGGAGCCCAGACUACUGUCCCUUCAUGUGUCCAGACCGCCUGCGUUACCAGGCCUGUCUGCCUACCUGUACAGCCCAGUCCUGCUCCAACCAUGACUUUGACCACCACCCUGAGCAGUGUACUGGCCUGACAGAGGGAUGUGUUUGUCCUGAGGGCACUCUGCUCCAUCGACCCUACUCUGCCCUCUGCAUCCCCCCUGAGAAGUGUGCCUGUACGGACAGUUCGGGUGUACCCCGUGCUCCUGGCGAGGUGUGGAAGGCGUCUAAAGAUGGCUGCUGUAUGUAUCGCUGUGACAACGACAGUAUCGUUCCCGUGGAGUAUAACUGCUCUGCCGUGUCUCAGCCGCUCUGCCGCAGGGCCGGGGAAGUGGUCAUCGGUCUGGCAGACGACACCUCCUGCUGCCCACAGAGAGUCUGCGUUUGUAACCAGACCCUGUGUGACAUCUUCCCCCCGGAGUGUCAGUAUGGAGAGAAGCUGGUGUCUUACUUCAGAGAGGACUCCUGCUGUCCAGACUACGUCUGUGAGUGUGACCCAGAGCGCUGUGAGUCAGACAUCCCAGCCUGUAGAGAGGACCAGACCCUCAUCGCCACCAGGGCUGAUGGCAGCUGCUGCCUGGCACACAUCUGUAUGUGUGGUUCCUGUUUGGAGGUGGUUCCAAACUGCCAGGAUGGAGAGGUGUUGACGGUGGACGCCAACAGUACAGACCUCUGCUGUCCUGUCUACCACUGUGUGUGUGAGCCGUACCGGUGUGCUGAGUUGUCAUGUCCCUUGGGGAUGUCUGCUGUCACCGUGUCCCCUCCAGACCACUGCUGUCCCCUGCACACCUGCGAGUGUGCGUGUGACAAACUGUCGAAGCCAAAAUGUGUUCUGGGAGAGACCAUGCAGGUGGACAGGGCUUUCCUAGCAGACCCAACUAACCAGUGUUCCUGUAAGAGAUUUAACUGUGUGCGUGAGGCGGUGUGUGUGGACGGGGAGCGGGGUGUUAUGCAUCCGGGACAGACCCUCGUGGAUCACAGUCAGGAGGGGGUGUGUCUCACCACCCAGUGUAGCCACAGUCUGGAUCCCACCACGGGCUUCCACCACCUCCGCACCGCCACCACCAACUGCUCUGCUCAGUGCCAACCGAACCAGAUAUACAUCCCUCCCAAAGACCAGAUGAUGUGCUGUGGUGUCUGCAGGAACAUCUCCUGUCUCUACCACAAUGACAACGGUACUACACUCCUCUACAAGCCUGGGAAGUCUUGGGUGUCAGACUGUAUGAAGUAUGAUUGUACCGACACACUGUCAGGCCCGACCCUGGUGUCCUACUCAUUCAGCUGUCCACCUUUCAACCAGACAGAGUGUAUGAAGAUUGGUGGAACCAUUGUAAGUUACAUGGAUGGAUGCUGCAAGACAUGUAAAGAAGAUGGGAAGUCCUGUCAGAAGGUGACAGUAAGGAUGACGAUACGGAAGAACGACUGUCGCAGUAACAGACCGGUCAACAUCGUGUCAUGUGACGGGAAGUGUCCGUCAGCCAGUAUUUACAACUACAACAUCAACACGUACGCCAGGUUCUGUAAGUGCUGCCGUGAGAUGGGGCUGCAGAGGCGCUCCGUGCAGCUCUACUGCAGUGGCAACUCCACGUGGGUCAACUACUCUAUACAGGAACCCACCGACUGCUCCUGCCAGUGGUCUUAGUGGCCACACAGAGACACACACACACACACACACACACACACACACACACACACGACUGUAAUUCACUACAGGUGUACACACAUUAAGUAUAUGCGCACACACACGCACACACACGCACGCACGCACAACCCCACACACACACAUACACACACACAAACACACACACACACACACACACACACACACACACACACACACACACACACACACUGACACACACACACACUGACACACACACACACACACACUGCAGAGACACUACUCUUGUAUGUCAGAGGGACAACAGAAGGUUGA